Molecule: messenger RNA, 945 nt
Organism: Dovyalis caffra
Lineage: Eukaryota; Viridiplantae; Streptophyta; Magnoliopsida; Malpighiales; Salicaceae
Source: the annotation of a GenBank genome assembly
AUGGACAUGGAAACUCAAGAUGAUUUCAUGGGAUCUAAUGAUCUUACUCAGAUCGUUAAAGGCAAACGCACCAAGCGUCAAAGGUCACCGCCGCCAUAUAAGGUGGUGACCUCUAGCUCAUCGAGUGGUUAUGGUGGUGGUGGAGGAGGAGGAGAAAGAGGAGUUCGUAUAGAGGAGUAUGGUUCAAUUUACUCCCCUACAACUUCUAGUGAGGUUUGUGAGAGCACAGAAGAAGAGGAAGAUAUGGCUAAUUGCUUGAUUCUACUAGCACAAGGUGACGUCCGUCCAAAGCAAAUUCAUGGAAACAAAGGUAGUAAAGUGGAGAAAUUUAGUACCGGAAAAUUCUCUGAUAUGUCCUCCCCAACUAUUAACAAGGCCGGUUUCUUUGUAUACGAGUGCAAAACUUGCAACCGUAGUUUCCCAUCAUUCCAAGCAUUAGGUGGGCAUAGAGCCAGUCACAAAAAGUCUAAGGCCACAGUACUGGAAGAGAACAAGGGUCUUGUGGUGGCAUCAAUGGAGGAUCUUAACGGUUGUCAAUUGAAUAAAAGCCCUGAUCCUUCUCUUUCUCUCCAAACAGCUCACGACAACAAUAACGUCAACAAGGGUUUUCAGGCGAACAAGGCUAAGAUUCACGAGUGCUCAAUUUGUGGCUCGGAGUUCAUGUCUGGCCAAGCCCUUGGUGGUCACAUGAGAAGGCACAGGGCUAACACAGGCGGCAACCAAGCGGGCACGAUCAGUACUGAUUCAUCAAGUGCUACCAUCGAGUCUAAUAUUCAUGGUGAUCAUCAUCAUCAUCAGAUCAAGCCAAGAAAUAUUUUGGCUUUGGAUCUUAAUCUGCCAGCUCCGGAGGAUGAUCAUCACCUUCGCGAAUCCAAGUUUCAAUUCACGUCAGCACAACAAGCUCUUGUGUUCUCCGCCCCAGCCUUGGUGGAUUGCCAUUACUAG